Molecule: messenger RNA, 1486 nt
Organism: Phaedon cochleariae (mustard beetle)
Lineage: Eukaryota; Metazoa; Arthropoda; Insecta; Coleoptera; Chrysomelidae
Source: the annotation of a GenBank genome assembly
GGGAGAAAAUCCGUGGAAUUUUAAUCUCAAAUCUAUGGUAGUACCACAGAAUACUGGUAGUACCCAUACUCCGUGCCAUUGGUGGUACCCGCCUGACCCAACAUCCACAACACCCGCGAGCAGUAUUAAGCAACAACUGGACAGCAUUUAACAUUUCUGUGAAAGUUGCAGAAGCUACUGAGUACCGCGGUUUGUUUGUGUUUUAUCGGUACUUUCAUAGACAUUCGAAUUAUGCAGUACUCACUAGUGGUUGUUUUGUGUGUUGUUUUGACGUUGGAGAAAGCCAAUGCUCUUCAAUGCUGGCGCUGUUCCAGCGACAUCCUCCCCGAAUGCCGGGACCGCUUCAACGAGUCAGAAAUCAUAGCUCGAAGAGGCGGCUCCUCGCUCUACGACUCCCUCCAGCAAAACUACCAGCAGGGCCAACGUUUCGACCCCAACUACGACAGCCAGCGCAACCAGAGGCAAUACGACCCGGGUUAUAGCGGCCAGCGCGACCAGAGGCAAUACGACCCGGGUUAUAGCGGCCAGCGCGACCAGAGGCAAUACGACCCGAGUUAUAGCGGCCAGCGCGACCAGAGGCAAUACGACCCGGCUUAUAGCGGCCAGCGAAACCAGAGGCAGUACGACCCGGGUUACAGCGGCCAGCCUGUGGGUCAGCAGAGAGCUUACGACCAGAACUAUAACCCGAACCAGAGGCAAUUCGGGCAGAACUUCGGUUCUAGUUCCAGCCUGAACAAUAGGUUGCCAGAGCUGGAGACCUGCGACGAGAAUGAGGCGAGGUUGAAUAGAAAGAGGACCGUUUGCCUGAAGGAAAUUGUCAGAGGAAACAAUUACGUGAGUAUCAUCCGUCGAUGUGAAUCUAUCCCCUUUGAACAAACUGUGGGAACCUGCCAACCAUCAGUUAACAGAGGACUCCAGUUAGAUUUUUGCGAAUACUGUGACUACGAUGGGUGUAACUCUGCUACAAGACUCAAGAUGAAUAUAUUUUUGGCUGCUUUCAUCGUAUUUGUACUUCAUUUUGUGAAUAACUGAUUUCGACCAUAGUGACUAUUGGAUGUUAAUAAACUGUCGCAUCAGUUGAUGUGGAAAAAGUAGCAUGAAACAGUUUCAUGUUGAAAUUAAAUACCUAUAAGUUUACAUGAAGUGUGAAUAGAAUCAAACGAGAAUGUUUAUUUGUAAUACAGGUUAUUUUAUAAUAUCACAAGUUCUUUUGAAUAUAACAUUUACUAUGGAACAGUAUAGAUGUGUCAACUAUAUACUGAAAUUCGGGUAUUUAUAAAUUUUUCAUAUGCUUUUAUUGGUAUAAGCUAUAUUGAUAUUGUAUUAGCUGAAUCAAAUGACUACCAAUGAAGUUAUAUAAUCAAUUUUUGAUUUAUUCAACAAACUCUCAAAUGUUGUACUUUUAACAAUUUGUGUUUUUAAUUAAAAUAAAAACAUUGAAUAGGAUCAUAUACUGUACCUAUAUUAGGAAAAAUAAAUAUGAUAA